UACUAGUCCGUCAUUCCACAACAACUGAAAUCUCUGGACGGGUUACGCGCAAUCGCCGCCAUUUUACCAGAGGGAACAGCAACAACAAUAACAAUGCGAGGCUGACAACCGCCACAGCUACCCGUACAGAAAAAAGGCUUUGUCGUGAUUGGAUCUGUGCCCCUGCGGUGACCAUCGGCGGCCUCCUCGCUGUUGUGUUUUUGGCCGUGUUGAGUGGCAAGGAGAUAUUUGUCUAAUGAGUGCGGGAGGAGGGCUGCGUUGUGACGGGGAGCUGAGCCACAAUACUGUGGUGCCGGGCUAAUGUAACUAGGAGGCGAGAGCAAUCCGCGAUCAUCAUACACGCCAUACAGGAUGAAAAGAGGAAGAAUGGACUGUCACACCAGCAUAAGUGCGUCAGUCGGAGAGAUGGAGGAAUUGUCAAAGAAAGCAAGAAAUUUAGGGGAUGAAUCUGCGACGAUAUCCAAGGUUCAUGACUGGGGAAAUCUACUUCCUGACAUAUUACUACAGAUUUUUCAGUAUUUGCCUCUUCUGGAUCGUGCACAUGCCUCACAAGUGUGCAGAAACUGGAAUCAUGUUUUUCACAUGCCUGACCUGUGGAGAUGCUUUGAAUUUGAAUUAAAUCAACCAGCAACAUCUUACCUGAAGGCCACACAUCCUGACCUGAUCAAACAGAUUAUUAAGAGGCACUCAAAUCACCUACAGUAUGUCAGCUUUAAGGUUGAUAGCAGUAAGGAGUCGGCAGAAGCUGCUUGCAAUAUCCUAUCACAGCUGGUUAAUUGCUCUUUGAAAACACUUGGACUUAUUUCAACUGCUCGACCAAGUUUUAUGGAUUUACCAAAGUCGCACUUCAUAUCUGCACUUACUGUUGUGUUUGUCAAUUCAAAAUCACUCUCCUCACUUAAAAUUGACGAUACACCGGUUGAUGAUCCAUCUUUAAAAGUACUGGUGGCGAACAACAGCGACUCAUUGAAACUUCUGAAAAUGAGCAGUUGCCCGCAUGUUUCUCCUGAAGGAAUUUUGUGUGUAGCAGAUCAGUGUCACGGUCUGCGGGAGCUGGCGCUGAACUAUUACUUGCUGAGCGAUGAGCUUCUACUGGCACUGUCUUCAGAAAAACAUGUCCGUCUGGAACACCUGCGAAUUGAUGUUGUAAGCGAGAACCCAGGACAAACUCCAUUUCACACCAUUCAGAAAAGCAGCUGGGAUGCUUUAAUAAAACACUCUCCCAAGGUGAAUUUGGUCAUGUACUUUUUCCUCUACGAAGAGGAGUUUGAUCCAUUUUUCCGUUAUGAAACCCCAGUCACACACCUAUACUUUGGGAGAUCUGUAAGCAAGGAAGUGCUUGGUCGUGUUGGCAUGACCUGUCCUCGGCUAGUGGAACUGGUCGUGUGCGCUAAUGGACUUCGGCCUCUUGAUGAGGAACUGAUUCGUAUUGCAGAGCGUUGCAAAAGUCUGACAGCCAUUGGACUUGGGGAGUGUGAAGUCUCUUGCUCUGCUUUUGUAGAGUUUGUAAAGAUGUGUGGUGGCCGCUUGUCCCAGCUUUCUAUAAUGGAAGAAGUAUUAAUUCCGGAUCAGAAGUAUAAUCUGGAGCAAAUUCAUUGGGAAGUUUCAAAGCAUCUUGGCAGAGUCUGGUUUCCAGACAUGAUGCCUACUUGGUAACGAUCUGAAACCGGUUUAAUUCCAGUGGAUAUAUGGAAUAGCACCUUAAAUCUUCAGUAUAUUGCAUGGCGAGCUGAUAAACUAAUCUGCAGAUUUAUUUUUCUUUCUUCCUCAUUUUCGCUUUAUUUAAAAUAUAUGGAGAGGUAAUUUUAUUCCAAUUUGAAACCACCAUUUGAAAAAAUGUAGGGCCCAUAACACUGCUUUCUGUUUUAUGUAAAGUCUAUAGAUUGGAUUAAAAUAUAUUUGUAAGGAAGCUAGGCUAAAAGUAUGUUGUCUGCUCAAAAUACUUAGGAUUCAUUUUGAAGCAUUCCGUAUAACGCAAAGCAUAAUAUACGUUUUCAUAGCCUGAAAUGGUACGCAAUUUAGUUUGCACAGUUCUGCUACUAUGUGUAUUUUGCCAAAAGCAAAUACCAGUUUUGUACUUACAUAAUGCAGCUAUCAUUUUAUUUACCCAAUAAACAGGCCCUGCCCACUUGUGUCAA
This is a messenger RNA of Pseudophryne corroboree (corroboree frog), 2138 nucleotides long. RefSeq names its product F-box and leucine rich repeat protein 3 (gene FBXL3). The coding region runs from base 352 to 1656 and encodes 434 amino acids. The transcript is spliced from 5 exons. The record is from RefSeq and is a predicted model, not a curated record. Gene Ontology annotation, molecular function: protein binding. Lineage: Eukaryota; Metazoa; Chordata; Amphibia; Anura; Myobatrachidae.